This is a messenger RNA of Knipowitschia caucasica, 2511 nucleotides long. NCBI's taxonomy places the organism in Eukaryota, Metazoa, Chordata, Actinopteri, Gobiiformes, Gobiidae. The record is from the annotation of a GenBank genome assembly.
AUGGCGCCUCCCGUGUUUGAAACUUGCCAUGUCGCGUGUUGUGCAAAUAGGACCCCAAAUGUGGUUUCAUGGGGUCGAGGAGGGACUGUGGCUUUCGGGACUUGUAACUCGGUUGCUCUGUAUAAUCCGCAGGAAAGGACCAUUGUCGCUGUGUUGAACGGGCACACGGGCAGAGUAAACGCGGUGCGUUGGAUACACCCAAGUGACAGCGGACUUGAACGUCACUUGGUUUCUGCCGGAUCAGACAAUAGAGUUAUUGUAUGGGAAGCGCAAAAUGACACUUUCAUUCAGUUAGUGGACUUUACCGGUCACACUGCUCCUGUGUCUUCUGUGGAUGGGAUAUACCUGCACAAAAGCCAGAUCCUCAUAGCAUCUUCAGCCUCCGACUCUUCGGUCCGUCUGUGGCUUUGCAGUGGAGAGAAGACUGGUGAAACUGAGUGCCUCCAUACCUUAUCAUUCGGCAGUGGAUUCAUGAUGGAUGUGUCUCUGGCGCUGUUGCCUGGCAGCAGAGUUCCCAUCGUGGCGUGUGGGGGUGAUGACUCUCGGGUUCAUCUUUAUGUACUCAACCACGGAAAUGAUCUCCAGAAGGCUUUGACUUUGCAAGGGCAUGAAGACUGGGUCCAUGGUGUUGCUUGGACUUCUAUUGGUGGGGAGCUGCUAUUAGCCAGCUGUUCACAUGACUGUCUUAUCCGAGUGUGGAGGCUAUGUGCCAAGUCUGGGAUGGAUGCCCACUCAGAUGACAAUCCCAGCAUCAUCAAAAUGAAAGAGGACAUUUUUCAAGUAAAUGAACAGGAUGUGUCCUUUAAGUUUGCUGUGUCUCUGGAGACUGUUCUGGCCGGCCAUGAGAACUGGGUUUAUGGGGUCCAUUGGCAUCCUCCGUUCUAUAGAGACGGUGAGAGACAUCAGCCCCUCAGUCUGCUCUCUGCUUCUAUGGAUAAAACUAUGAUUCUGUGGGCCCCUGAGGACGACUCUGGAGUCUGGGUGGAGCAGGUGCGCGUUGGAGAGGUUGGCGGAAACACACUGGGCUUCUUCGGUUGCCAGAUGAGUCCGGAUGGUUCCAUGAUCAUGGCUCACGCUUUUCAUGGAGCUCUGCAUCUCUGGUGUAAACACCACAAUGACAAGGGCGAGUGGAGACCUGCAGUGGUCAUAUCUGGUCAUUUUAAUGCAGUCCAAGACCUGAGUUGGGAUCCCGAGGGAGAGUUUAUCCUCAGUGUGGGCUCCGACCAGACAACUCGGCUCUUCACACCGUGGAAGAAAAAUGAUGGAAAAUUGUUGACCUGGCAUGAAAUCUCCAGACCUCAGAUACAUGGCUACGACAUGCACUGCUUGGCGAUGGUUGGGAGGUUCCAGUUUGUCUCAGGAGCUGACGAGAAAGUCUUAAGAGUUUUUCAAGCACCUCGUAAUUUUGUGAAGAACUUUGCCAAUAUCUCUGGAUUCUGCAGAGAAAGGCUACUUAUGACAGGUGAUGCUGCUAAACUUCCAGAGGGAGCAAGUACACCUGCCUUGGGAUUGUCUAACAAAGCUGUUUUUCAAGAUGACCUUGUUCAGAAAAGCGGUGAGGAUGAGGAUAGGUUCAACAGAGUUUCAGAUCAAUACCAGGAGUCGUACUUCCACCCACUCAACAUGACAGAGCCUCCACCAGAAGACCAUCUUUUACAGAACACCCUGUGGCCUGAGGUUCAGAAACUGUACGGCCACGGCUUUGAGAUGUUCUGUCUGGCAGCGGACAGAGGUGGGACUCUGGUGGCCUCUGCCUGCAAGGGCACUAAACCGGAGCAUGCGUCCAUCUUGCUGUGGGACACUAGCAGCUGGCGGCAGGUGCAGGCGCUGUCCUUCCACACCCUCACUGUCACUCAAUUGGCCUUUUCCCCCGAUUCUAAAUUCCUCUUGGCAGUUUCCCGUGACCGCACCUGGUCUUUAUGGAAGCAUAAUUCCACAUCUGAAAGUGCAGAGCAUUUCUCUCUAUUUGCACAUACAUCCAAGGCGUCAGCCGUGCACACCCGCAUCAUCUGGUCAUGUGACUGGAGCCCAGAUGGGACAUACUUCGUCACAUGCAGUAGAGACAAAAAGGUGAUCGUGUGGGGCAGCAUAGGUCCUGAAUGGACAAACCUUGACAUCAAGCCCUGCUCCUCUGUUCUGGACGUCGGUGAUUCGGCCACAGCUGUAGCAUUCUGCCCGGUUUUCCACUCUACGAAAAGUUACCUGCUUGCAGUGGGCCUGGAGUGUGGAAGGAUCCUUUUGUACAAAUGGACUCAUGGUUUGGAGCCUGAGCCUGAUUCUGAUUGGAUCUUUUGUGGACAGACAGACGGCUCACAGAGCCACUGUUUGGCGGUUAAGCGUCUCCGCUGGCGACCCAGAGCUGGUCGUGCAGGUCACGGCCACAGGGGGGAGGUCACACAGGAUGAAGAGAAAAACAGACUGACUGACAGCGAGAGCUCUUGGGCACAGCUCGCCAGUGCCAGUGCCGACCACUCUGUCAAAAUCUUCUCCAUCAACAAACAGGCUCUUUAG